This is a messenger RNA of Uloborus diversus, 3388 nucleotides long. It is a transcript of the gene Bre1, whose product is annotated as E3 ubiquitin-protein ligase BRE1A-like. Gene Ontology annotation, cellular component: HULC complex; nucleus. Bases 191 to 2893 code for a protein of 900 amino acids. Lineage: Eukaryota; Metazoa; Arthropoda; Arachnida; Araneae; Uloboridae. Gene Ontology annotation, molecular function: ubiquitin protein ligase activity; metal ion binding. The transcript has 19 exons. The record is from RefSeq and is a predicted model, not a curated record.
UCUGAUGUGUAUUUAAUCUUCUGUUGUGAAGACGAAAUGUAUUUUAAAAACAAUUCAGAUCAUUUUUUUACUUAAAAUUAUGAGCUAAGUGCUCUUUAAUGAUAUCGUUAAAAGUAAACUUAUUCAAUUUCACCUUGCAUUCGUAAACAAAUUGGAACCCUGCGUCCAAGCCAGCAUCCAAGCUUUGAGCAUGUCGACUAAACGACCUGCUCCACAGGAUGGUUCAUCUCAGAAUUCUUCUAAACGAGUUCAUUUUGAACCUUGCCGCAUAGGUCCUGUAUCAACGCAGGAGGAAAUGGACAUGAAAGUACUACAAUUCCAAAAUCGUAAACUCACCGAACGAUUGGAGCAACGACAGCGCCAAGAAGGAGAUUUACGCCAGAGAAUCGAGCAGUUAGAAAAGCGACAGACAAGUGAUGAAGCAGUUUUAUGUGUAGUCAAUCGUUAUUGGAAUCAGCUUAAUGAGGAUCUUCGAAUUCUUUUGCAAAGAUUUGAUGCCGAAACAUCUGAUGAAUAUGAAAACAGAAAUGAAAAUGAAGCUACCACCUCCUUUCUUGCCCUUUUGGGCCAGUGGGAUCGGGAGGAACUGGAGGAGAAGUUGGCCCAACGAGUCCAAGUAUCAACGAGAGCAGUGGCUAAAGUGCUACAGGCUUUUGACAGGAUCGUGCAAAGAAACCAUAAAAUCAUGCUUGCUCUAAAAGGCGAUCCAACUUCUGAUGAGGAAAUUCCCAGUUUGGACGAUGCUGUUCGUCAAGCUAAUGUGGAACUACAAAAUGAAAAUAAAAAUUUACACUUGUUGGUGACAGGACUUCACGAGAAACAUCAUCAGAUGAAUUUAAAGUUUGCCGAAAUGAAUGAUAAACUGGCUGCUCAGGAGAUCGCUAAUGCCGAAUUGAAGAAUCACAUUGAGGAUCUUGAGUAUGAUUUAUCCAAAACAAAACUGCGAGAGGAGAAAUUGGACAUGCAUUUGUCUGAGUGUCUGACCAAACUGAAGUCUUACAACCUUACAGACAGCGAUGGGAGACCACCCAUAAGCACAGUCACUCAAGCAAAGAUGGAAGAUUUGCAAAAGGAACUUGAAGAGCAGAAGGAAUUGGCUAGCAAUCGCUUAAUGGAGCUUGAAACAUUGAAUACCCAGCAUAAAGAAGCUUUAAAACUAGUUGAAAAGCUAAAAAUGGAUCUUCAGUGUUUGCCAGAGAGUGUUGUUGUAGAAACAACUGAAUACAAAUGCCUACAGUCGCAGUUUUCUGUGCUUUAUAAUGAGAGCAUGCAGUUGAAAACUCUGCUGGAGGACACAAGGAAUUUGAUGGCCAAUAGCAAGAAUACCCAUUUGCGUCAAAUUGAACAAAUGGAGAGUGAAGAAUUGGUGAUGCAAAAGAAAUUGAGAACUGAAGUCAUACAGUUAGAAGAUGCCUUGGCUCAAGUUCGCAAAGAAUAUGAAAUGUUGCGAGUUGAGUUUGAGCAGAAUUUGGCUGCUAAUGAACAAACCGGUCCAAUCAAUCGAGAAAUGCGUCAUCUGAUUACUAGCUUACAAAAUCACAAUCAUCAGCUGAAAGGAGAAGUCAUGAGGUAUAAAAGAAAACUGAAAGAAGUUACGGCAGAAUUAAUCAAGUUACAGCCUCUUGUUAAUUCUAAUGAAACUACCACAAAUGCCAAAGAGGAACCUCCUAGUGUAUCUUCCGGGUCCACCAACUGUCCUUCUUCAAAUGCAACCCCUAAGGAGGACAUGACUCCCAAGAAAGAAAAAGAUGAUGACCACUACCGGGAAGAUGAAGGUUCAGACAUCCGAGAGAAAGGGAAAUCAGAUGCUGAGAUAAUUAGAGACCUCAAAGCACAGUUAAAAAAAUCACAAGAAGCUCAGAAAGAAUUGAAGUUACUUUUAGAUAUGUAUAAAGGUGCUCCCAAAGAACAAAGAGACAAAGCUCAGUUGAUGGCUGCAGAAAAAAAAGCUCGUUCAGAAGUGGAAGAAUUACGAAGUCAGAUCAAAAGAAACCUGGACAAUGAGAGAAAAGAGAGGCGGAAACUAGCAGAUGAAGAGGCACUAAAAAAAAUAAAGAGCCUGGAAGAUCAAUUGCAAGCACUUCAAAAGAGUUUAACAACUCAGAAGCAGGAUCAGUGUUUUCUCUCUUUGAAGGAAGAAGAGACGCUUCUGAACGAGAUGGAUAUCACUGGGCAGGCAUUUGAAGACAUGCAGGAACAGAACCUACGCCUCAUCCAGCAGUUGCGGGAGAAAGACGAUGCCAACUUCAAACUUAUGUCGGAACGUAUCAAGUCAAACCAGAUACAUAAACUGCUGAGAGAAGAAAAGACUGUAUUAUCAGAUCAGGUGACGACCCUCAAGAAUCAAGUGGAUGCUCAAAACCAGGUGGUCAGGAAGCUGGAAGAGAAGGAACGUCUUCUGCAAACUAAUGUAGCUACUGUGGAAAAAGAACUAAGUUUACGGCAACAAUCCUCAGAAAUGCAGAAGCGCAAGUCAAUUGAGAGUGCGCAGUCUGCAGCGGACUUGAGGCUCCAUUUAGAGAAAUAUCUGUCCCACCUAAAGGAGGUUCAGAACACAGUAGCUGAGAAGACCAGUGCAGUUCAGCAAGAAGCUUUCAAAACGAAGCGACUUCAGGAAGAAAUCAUUAGCUUAAGAAGAAAAGUGGAAAGAGGAAAAAAAUUCGAACUUGCUUCUACGGCCGAUGAAGUCUUGAUGGAAGAAGUCCGAGAAUAUAAAGAACAAUUGACCUGUCCAUCAUGCAAAGUGAAGAGAAAAGAUGCGGUGCUCACAAAGUGCUUCCACGUAUUCUGCUUCGAUUGCCUGAAGACUCGCUAUGAGACAAGGCAAAGGAAGUGCCCAAAAUGUAACGCCAACUUUGGCGCCAACGAUUUCCAUCGCUUGUAUCUGGCAUAAAAAAGAUUUCUACUUUGGAAAUAAUAUUUUGUGGAUCCAUUGGUGAAUAACUUAUUGGGUUGAAAUGUUUAUUGUAUCACAAAUUUUCAUGUGAGCGCCUUUACUUCAUGUUGCAUUUGCUUAUGUUUCAUGCUGCGUUGUACCAUGUAUAGCCUAUAUUUAUUUGUUAUAAAUUUGUUUACAUAGCAUUUCCACAUGCAUGGUUUUGUAAAAAGGGAAGGGAAAUGAAGGACAAAAAUCAUAUGUAUCUUUAUUAAUCAUUUCAUGUUUUUAUGUGCAAAAAUCAUUAAUCGUUCUUAUUCUGCAUCAUUAUUGUAAUUUCAUUAAACAUUUAAAAUUAUUAGUUUUACAGCACAUUUUGAUACCAUAGCAUUUAUUUUCACAUAUUCAUUUUGAUAUGAAUUAAGAUGCUUGUUUGAUCCUGUUUGUAAAUAGAUCAGUUUUGUAUUUAUUGAACCUGAUUUGGAAAAGAAUUUUAAUAAUUAAAAAUUUUAU